UCAUGUUUCUUUCCGGAAAAAAAACUCCGUUGCACAAGCUGACGUUGCACUAUACCGGUACUCUUAUAGAGCAUCGUUGGUACAACUGAUGGUUUUUAACUAGCGUAGUGAGAUAUUCUUUGGCUAUUAGCAUUAGUUGAAUAUCUGGCCGGUAGACAUUAUGGAUGAAGAACCAGAGAGAGCCAAGCGCUGGGAAGGGGGCUAUGAGAGGACAUGGGAGGUGUUGAAGGAGGACGAAUCUGGCUCACUCAAAGCCACAGUGGAAGAGAUCCUGUUCCAGUCUAAAAGGAAAAGGGUGAUAGAGAUCCAUGGACAAGUGAGGCUUGGAAUGAUGCGUCACCUCUAUCUGGUGAUUGACUGUUCAAGAAGUAUGGAAGACCAGGACUUGAAACCAAACCGCCUCGCAUCUACUCUAAAGUUGAUGGAAGCUUUUGUCGAUGAAUAUUUUGACCAAAACCCCAUCAGUCAGGUGGGCAUUAUCACCACAAAGAAUAAAAGGGCUGAGAAGCUGACUGACCUAGCAGGAAAUCCAAGGAAGCACAUUGCUGCUCUGAAGAAAGCAGUGGACACUGUGUGUGUUGGAGAGCCAUCUCUGUACAACUCUCUCAACCUGGCCAUACAGACCCUCAAGCACAUGCCUGGACAUACGAGCCGGGAGAUCCUGAUAAUCCUCAGCAGCCUCACCACAUGUGACCCAGCCAACAUCUAUGAGCUGAUCAAGACCCUGAAGUCUCUGAAGGUGCGAGUGUCAGUAAUCGGAUUGUCAGCAGAGGUCCGGGUGUGUACGGUGUUGACCAGGGAGACAUGCGGCUCGUAUCACGUUAUCCUGGACGAGAGUCACUUCAAAGAGCUGCUGAUGCUGCAUGUCAAACCUCCUCCAGCCAGCUCCUCAUCUGAAUGCUCUUUAAUACGCAUGGGUUUUCCUCAGCACACCAUCGCCUCUCUUACUGACCAGGAUGCCAAGCCUUCAUUCAGCAUGUCUCAUCUGGACAGCAGCAGUGGUCCAGGUCUGUCUCUGGGAGGAUACUUUUGUCCGCAGUGCCACGCCAAGUACACAGAGCUUCCCGUGGAGUGUAAAGUCUGUGGUUUGACUCUGGUGUCGGCCCCCCAUCUCGCCAGAUCCUUCCACCAUCUCUUCCCCCUCCAAGACUUUAUAGAGAGUCCUGUGGAGGAGCUUCAAGAAGACAGGUUCUGUCAAGCUUGUCAAGGGGAGCUGAAAGAUAAAAGUAUAUUCAUCUGUUCAUCAUGUCGCAGUGUGUUCUGUGUGGAGUGUGAUCUCUUCAUCCAUGACUCGCUGCACUGCUGCCCCUGCUGUAUUCACAGUCAUAGCGCCCCCUGAAGCUGAGAUGCUAACUGUCAGACAGAGACUGAAACAAAUUCAGUGGUCAUGUAUUUGCCCUUAUUGGCGCAUCAUAUCCUUCUUAUCAGUGUUAUCCACCUCUAAUAGGACAUAUAUGAUCAAUGGACCAUCUAAAUGGUAAUUUUUCAGAAGAUUGGCACAAAAUAUUGGUUGAUCUAUAUCGUAGAUGGCCAAAGCUACUGUCUGCUCUGAGAAUUACAUCUGAGCCAUUGCAUUGUUUUCCUGCUGUUAAAUAGCACACUGCUUUAUAUAUGUCAGAAAUUGUUUGUGUGCAUUGUUUAUACACAGUUCUGUUUGUGACAUGGUAAUAAAUACAUUUUGUUGAAAAUAAAA
This is a messenger RNA of Siniperca chuatsi (mandarin fish), 1693 nucleotides long. It is a transcript of the gene gtf2h2, whose product is annotated as general transcription factor IIH, polypeptide 2. The coding region runs from base 161 to 1339 and encodes 392 amino acids. NCBI's taxonomy places the organism in Eukaryota, Metazoa, Chordata, Actinopteri, Centrarchiformes, Sinipercidae. Gene Ontology annotation, molecular function: zinc ion binding. The transcript is spliced from 15 exons. The record is from RefSeq and is a predicted model, not a curated record. Gene Ontology annotation, biological process: DNA-templated transcription; regulation of transcription by RNA polymerase II; nucleotide-excision repair. Gene Ontology annotation, cellular component: transcription factor TFIIH holo complex; transcription factor TFIIH core complex.